Messenger RNA from Equus quagga, 1555 nucleotides. It is a transcript of the gene RTCA, whose product is annotated as RNA 3'-terminal phosphate cyclase. The transcript has 11 exons. Gene Ontology annotation, cellular component: nucleus. Gene Ontology annotation, biological process: RNA processing. Lineage: Eukaryota; Metazoa; Chordata; Mammalia; Perissodactyla; Equidae. The record is from RefSeq and is a predicted model, not a curated record. Gene Ontology annotation, molecular function: RNA-3'-phosphate cyclase activity. Bases 178 to 1278 code for a protein of 366 amino acids.
UCAGGCUGCGGCAGCCGGUUAUCCGCCGGCCGGUGUUCCCUCCGCCUUUCCGCAAGGUCCCCGCGGCCCCGGGCGAAGCCCUCGGUUUGGGAGCUGCAGGGUGGAGACCUGCGUCUCCUCUGCCUCCGGCUCGGGCGGCUGCUCGGCUGCUGUGGGCCUGGCCCCCGGGCGCCCACCAUGGCGGGGCCGCGGGUGGAGGUGGACGGCGGCAUCAUGGAGGGGGGCGGCCAGAUCCUGAGGGUCUCCACGGCCCUGAGCUGUGUCCUGGGCCUCCCCCUGCGGGUGCAGAAGAUCCGCGCGGGCCGCAGCACGCCUGGCCUCCGGCCUCAACAUUUAUCUGGACUGGAAAUGAUUCGCGAUUUGUGUGAUGGGCAACUGGAGGGGGCAGAAAUCGGCUCAACAGAAAUAAUAUUUACACCCGAGAAGAUUAAAGGUGGCCUCCACACGGCGGAUACCAAGACAGCAGGGAGCGUAUGCCUCUUGAUGCAGGUCUCAAUGCCCUGUGUUCUCUUUGCUGCUUCUCCAUCAGAACUUCACUUGAAAGGUGGAACUAAUGCAGAAAUGGCACCACAGAUUGAUUACACCGAGAUGGUUUUCAAGCCAAUUGUUGAAAAAUUUGGCUUCAAAUUUAAUUGUGACAUUAAAAUGAGGGGCUACUACCCAAAAGGGGGUGGUGAAGUGAUUGUCCGAAUGUCACCAGUUAAACAGUUGAACCCCAUCAAUUUAACUGACCGUGGCUCUGUGACUAAGAUAUAUGGAAGAGCUUUUGUUGCUGGUGUUUUGCCAUUUAAAGUGGCAAAAGAUAUGGCAGCAGCGGCCGUGCGAUGCAUCAGAAAGGAGAUUAGGGAUCUGUAUGUUAACAUCCAGCCUGUUCAGGAACCUAAGGACCAAGCUUUUGGCAAUGGAAAUGGAAUAAUCAUUAUUGCUGAGACAUCCACAGGCUGUUUAUUUGCUGGAUCAUCGCUUGGUAAACGAGGUGUAAAUGCAGACAAAGUUGGAAUUGAAGCUGCUGAAAUGCUGUUAGCAAAUCUUAGACAUGGUGGUGCUGUGGACGAGUAUCUACAAGACCAGCUGAUCAUUUUCAUGGCAUUAGCCAGUGGCGUUUCCAGAGUAAAAACAGGACCAGUUACUCUCCAUACACAAACGGCUAUUCAUUUUGCUGAACAACUAUCGAAGGCUAAAUUUACUGUGAAGAAAUCAGAAGACGGAGAAGAUGCCUCUAAAGAUGCUUAUAUUAUUGAGUGCCAAGGAAUUGGGAUGACAAAUCCAAAUCUGUAGGGUAAUUGCCUUUUAAAUGAUACCUCAAUGAUGUAUUGCACUAAUCCACUUCAUAAAUACUACAAAACAGUGAAUAAGAAGUAACUUAUUAAAGGACUUGACUUAAAUUUGGAGAUGAAGUACAGAGUGUUCUAGAUUUGCUGAGAAUACUUCAUCAAAUUAAUCUCGCUUUGAAUAUCUUCUGAAAUAUGAACAAUGAAAUAUAACAGUUGGUGGAUGUGUAUGAUAGCUGAUUUCAAUAUUAAUUUAUUGAAAUAAAAUAUUCUUUUCACUUGAA